AUGGACGGCCGAGGAACAAACGACGUCGUUGGAGGCUCCGGGACACCUAGGAGGGUCCACUCCGAUGAUCAUUUGGCUGUUGAAGUUCCUGACACAGCCCAUCAAAUCAGCACCGAUUCAUGGUUUCAAGUGGGAUUUAUUCUGACCACCGGAAUCAACAGUGCUUAUGUGCUGGGAUACUCUGGUACUGUCAUGGUACCAUUGGGUUGGAUAGGAGGCGUUGUUGGUUUAAUUUUAGCAACAGCCAUAUCUUUAUACGCAAAUACUCUCGUGGCCAAGCUUCAUGAAUUUGGAGGAAAGAGGCAUAUCAGAUACAGAGAUCUUGCAGGAUUUAUAUAUGGUCGCAAAGCUUAUUCUCUUACAUGGGGACUGCAAUAUGCGAAUCUCUUCAUGAUAAAUGUUGGAUACAUCAUUUUAGCUGGUCAGGCUCUUAAGGCCAUUUAUGUUCUCUUCAGAGAUGAUAAUCAAAUGAAGCUCCCAUACUUUAUUGCAAUAGCUGGAGUUGCAUGUGGCCUUUUUGCCAUAGCAAUACCCCAUUUGUCAGCACUGGGGAUUUGGCUUGGAUUUUCAACAUUCUUCAGUCUAGUGUAUAUUGUUGUAGGAUUUGCUCUAGCUCUUAAAGAUGGGAUUGAAGCUCCUCCCAGAGACUAUGACAUUCCAGGAUCAACAAUUGGCAAGAUUUUUACAACCAUAGGUGCAUCUGCAAACCUUGUUUUUGCAUUCAAUACUGGAAUGCUCCCGGAGAUACAGGCCACAGUGAGGGAACCUGUAGUUAAGAACAUGUUGAAAGCUCUUUACUUUCAGUUCACAUUGGGAGUUCUGCCACUGUAUGCUAUUACCUUCAUGGGAUAUUGGGCUUAUGGAGUCAACACAUCAACCUAUUUGCUGAACAGCGUCAACGGUCCUGUCUGGGUGAAAGCUUUCGCUAAUGUUUCAGCUUUCCUGCAGACAAUUAUUGCUUUGCAUAUAUUUGCUAGCCCGAUGUACGAGUAUUUGGACACCAAGUAUGGAAUCAAAGGAAAUGCUUUGGCUCUCCGCAACUUGUCAUUCCGAAUUGUCGUGAGGGGCGGUUACCUUGCCAUCACAACAUUUGUCGCUGCUUUGCUGCCUUUUCUGGGAGAUUUCAUGAGCCUUACUGGUGCUAUCAGCACAUUCCCACUUACAUUCAUACUUGCGAACCACAUGUACCUUGUUGCUAAGAGAAACAAAUUGACUUCCAUACAGAAGAGUUGGCAUUGGCUUAAUGUCUGUUUCUUUGGUUGCAUGUCUAUAGCGGCAGCAGUUGCUGCAUUGAGGCUCAUUGCUGUAGAUUCAAAAACUUAUGAUGUUUUUGCUGAUUUAUAA
Messenger RNA from Fraxinus pennsylvanica, 1344 nucleotides. The record is from the annotation of a GenBank genome assembly. NCBI's taxonomy places the organism in Eukaryota, Viridiplantae, Streptophyta, Magnoliopsida, Lamiales, Oleaceae.